UAUUUUAUAUGUCUAUGGUACAUAUAUACAAAUGUAGUACGCGUAUGAUUGUAUCUUGUAUCUUGUAUUUACUGAUGUCUGCCGGCCUGGUAUUGGCAUUACAUUUUAUCGUGCAAUCGUGUGAUAUCGCUUGUAGUUUGUUUUAUAACUGUGCGGUCGUUUGUUACUUAUAGAGAAUAGUAAAUAAUUGUUUCUCGUUGGUUUAUUAAGCAGUGUUAAUUAUUGUGAAACUACGUCGAUUAAUUAUUGGAUAAUUUGGUUAACUCAGUCUUCUUUGUCUGUUAUUAUAGAAUCAGAAUUUUGAGAUAACUGGUAUUGGACCAUUGGCGUCUUUUUAAUUGCAAUGUUCACACAGUGGUUUAGGAUAUUUAAGAUAGGCUGCGUCAAUAUGAUUCACAAAGGACCACGUCCAUUAGUAUUAUGCGGCCCUUCGGGUUCUGGAAAAAGCACUUUGAUAAAGCGAUUGUUUGAUGAAUUUCCUGAUACCUUCAAAUUUUCGGUAUCUCAUACGACUAGAAUGCCUCGACCUGGCGAAGAAGAUGGGACGCACUAUCAUUUUACAAAUAAAGAGAAAAUGCAAGAACAAAUCAAGAAUGGCGAGUUUAUUGAAUCUGCUACAUUUAGUGGAAAUCUAUAUGGCACGAGCAAACAAGCAGUUGAAGAAGUACAACGUCUAGGAAAGAUAUGUGUAUUAGACAUUGAUAUACAGGGUGUAAAACAAAUAAAAUGCACCCAUCUUAAUCCCCUUUAUAUAUUCAUAAAACCGCCAUCUGUCUUGGAGUUAGAACGGCGAUUGAAAGCUAGGAAUACAGAAACCGAAGAAUCGUUACAACGCAGAUUAACAAUUGCCAAAACUGAACUAGAAUAUGGUGAAACACCAGGUAACUUUGACAUUAUCAUAGAAAAUGAUAAUUUGGAAAAUACUUAUGAGAAUUUACGCAACUUUAUAUUGGCUAAUUUUAAUCUACAAUGCAAAACAGUAGGACAUCCUGUAUAUCACACAAGUAUUUUUAUUAUAAAAAUCUACAUCAUAAUCACAAAUAUGAUGAUACAUAUAAUAAUUGAUUUUUUAUAAAAAUAUUUUCAGUCGAAACGAGUUAGUCUGAAGUGAUAUAUAAUGAAGAACUGAUAUAUAAUGGAUCAUAGGAUUAUUCAUAUAUCUGGACACAGCAAAUAAAUUUAAAUUAUAUCUUGACGAAAUGCUUAGAAAUUAUUAUUUUAAAUACAUUUAAUCAGUAUAAUUAAAAUAUGAAUGUGAUUUAUGAGUCAAAACUAGAGCUAAUGUGAACUUAUGUAAUGUACUCUAUAUUGUAUCUUCACGUUCGCAUAUCUAUAUUUGCCAUAUUUUAAAUUACCGAAAUUUUUAAUUGCAAUAGUUGCUGCAUCGCGUAUUUUUGUUAUAGUAAAUUUAAUCUGGUAAUUAUAAAGCAAAUUAUGAAAGAGUUCCAUUCUAAUAUUGGUGCAAUAUCACACUGAAUAUAUUGCUGAUUUCUCUUCAUUAAAAAUAAAAGAUCCACUUUUUUAUAGAAGUAAGAGAAACAUUUUCAAAAUAGAAUUUUAGCUUAAUAUUCAAAAAGUAAUUUAAAGAGAUAAACGUAGAAUUUUAGCUGUAGCUAACUGAGACUAUUCACCAAAAAAGGUUGUGUUCCAAUAGAGUAGGCUAUCUGUAAAAUAUACUUGCGAUUUCGUACUUAUCUUCGUGAUAAAAAUAUCAUACAAUCAUAAUAUAGUCACUUCUGUUUUAUAUCAUGACAGUAUCAUAUGAUCAUGCCAAGUACUUAGAAUUAAGAUUAUAAAAAGGAUAUGUAAACAUUCCUAUAAAAUCUGCAUUUGCGGUCAUAAAUAAUUAUUUAUAUUUUUAUUACAAAGUUGUAAAGAAAAAAUAUUUUUCUCAAAUUAGGUAAAACUGCAUGCUUGUUUUACUGUACGUGUGCAGUUUGAAAACUAAUAGUUUAUAAAGUUUGAUAGUUUAUAGUUGUGUUCGAUUUAAAAUCGAUAUAAUACGUAAAAUAUUCAUUAGCUCCUGAUUAUAGCAUAGAAAAAUAAUGAUAGAAUAUUAAGCCGAAUUACAUUAACAAACUAAAUUUGCUCCUGCGUUUUAAAAUAACAUGUUAUAAAUAAAGAAAAAAAUUUCUUUACUUACAACUAACGUUAACCGAUGUAUUAGUGCGAUUGACAUAGAAAUAAGUCGCGGAAAACACAUUUUAUUGUAGAUACGCUAUUACAGAAAAUAUAUGAUGUUACGCAUGUAUAUAUUCUCUCAAUGGUAUAUAUAUUCAAUAAAUAGUUUGAGAUA
Molecule: messenger RNA, 2296 nt
Organism: Formica exsecta
Lineage: Eukaryota; Metazoa; Arthropoda; Insecta; Hymenoptera; Formicidae
Product: guanylate kinase
Exons: 6
Coding region: 344-1075 (243 amino acids)
Biological process (GO): purine nucleotide metabolic process
Cellular component (GO): cytosol
Molecular function (GO): GMP kinase activity
Source: RefSeq, a predicted model, not a curated record